AAAACAAAAACAUGACAAUUUACUCAUUUGUUUCUAAAUAUUAUCAGUUUGAAUAUCUUGAGACCUAUUUAAAUAAUCAGUACUUGCAUUUAAGCAAUACCGACCAGAAAAUUUAGGUUUGAAGACGUCAAGAUUGAAAUGAGGAACUGAUUCACGCAAGUGACGCAGAACUGGACGUGGAACAAAAACAUACUGAGCAGCAGGAACAAAGUAGUUCAGUGAUGGUGUAACAACACGAACCUUAUGUGCAUGAUGGCGUUUUUCUCACUCUUUUUCCUAAUGAUUUCCUUUGCUGUCGUUGCAGAAGGACACCAAAUCAACGACAGUCCUAUAAUAGGUGUCCUUGCUCAGGAAGUGCGAACUCCUACACCGGGGAAAAACACCUACAUUGCAGCCUCCUAUGUCAAGUACUUGGAGUCUGCGGGUGCACGUGUGGUGCCAGUGAUGAUUAAUAAGACUGAAGAAGAAUACACCAAACUCUUCAAAUCUAUAAAUGGAAUCCUUUUUCCUGGUGGAGGUGUCAGCAUUUUUUCAUCUGGUUAUGCCACAGCAGCUGGCAUAUUCUACAAACUUGCCCUGGAGGCAAACUCAAAAGGAGAUUAUUUUCCUGUCUGGGGAACAUGUCUGGGCUAUGAGAAGCUCACACUCCUGACUAGUGGAAAGUCGUUACUGUCCCAUACUAAUACCAGUGGUGUUGCUCUACCACUCAAAUUCACCAAAGAAUCAACGGACAGCCGAAUGUUUAAGGACUUCCCAAAGGACCUGAUGACAUCACUGGCAAAUAAACCACUAACAGAGAACUCUCAUGAGUGGAGUAUCACUACUGAGAAAUUCACUGCAAACAAGAAGCUGAAAAAUUUUUACAAAAUUCUGAGUACAAGCACAGACGGACAAACGGAGUUCGUGUCCACAGUGGAAGCAAAUGAUUUCCCAAUUUAUGGAACCCAAUGGCACCCAGAGAAGAAUGCAUUCGAGUGGACUCGUGAGUACAUCCCCCACUCACCCGCUGCUAUCAGAACCACUUUCUACAUGGCCCAAUUUUUUGUCAGUGAAGCUAGAAAAAGUCUUCAUAAAUUUCCCAGCAAAAAAGAGGAACAGAACGCUUUAAUCUAUAACUACCAACCCACCUACACCGGAACCAAGUCUUUGUUUGUACAGAAAUAUUAUUUUGAUUAGGUGUUUAUCACGUAAGCUAUAGUCAUCCUAAACAUUGUGUAAAAAGAAGAAAGAAGUUAACAUGCUGGUGCUGGUGCUUUAUACCUAUUAUUUCAUUUAUGACUUGAAAUCUGGUUGGGAAAUCUAUGUUUGAGAUAACACACCUCUUGUGCUUGGAAUGAAAACAUCGCAUUUCUAAACCUGAAUGCAAAUACCAUGCUUCCACCUCCUCCCCUUUUCCUCCAAUAUGCUGUAUCGAAGAUUCAUUCAUUCAUUCAUCUUCUACCACUUAUCCGAACUACCUCGGGUCACGGGGAGCCCGUGCCUAUCUCAGGCGUCAUCGGGCAUCAAGGCAGGAUACACCCUGGACGGAGUGCCAACCCAUCGCAGGGCACACACACACUCUCAUUCACUCACGCAAUCAACCUACCAUGCAUGUCUUUGGACCGGGGGAGGAAACCGGAGUACCCGGAGGAAACCCCCGAGGCACGGGGAGAACAUGCAAACUCCACACACACAAGGCAGAGACGGGAAUCGAACCCCCAACCGUGUGAGGCAAACGUGCUAACCACUAAGCCACCGUGCCUUGUAUUGAAGAUUUUACAUUAAAAAUCUUUUCAAAAUG
Messenger RNA from Tachysurus vachellii, 1780 nucleotides. It is a transcript of the gene ggh, whose product is annotated as gamma-glutamyl hydrolase (conjugase, folylpolygammaglutamyl hydrolase). The coding region runs from base 244 to 1176 and encodes 310 amino acids. The transcript has 9 exons. Gene Ontology annotation, cellular component: vacuole. Gene Ontology annotation, molecular function: gamma-glutamyl-peptidase activity. NCBI's taxonomy places the organism in Eukaryota, Metazoa, Chordata, Actinopteri, Siluriformes, Bagridae. The record is from RefSeq and is a predicted model, not a curated record. Gene Ontology annotation, biological process: tetrahydrofolylpolyglutamate metabolic process.